GAUAUUACGAAUAGCUUAAUUGAGGAGCCCAAGACGCCAAUUGAAAUUGUUGUUGGAUGUGGCGAAGUAAUAGGUUACAAUCGUAAUUUAGGAAAUUUUGAUAAAACUAAAGUGGAUUACAAAAAUGAGGAUGGAAUAGAUUUUGUGGUAAAUGUAACGAAUAAAAACUAUAACGAAUGUUAUUUGUACGCAGUUUUUCAAGGAAUCAAAUCUAAAACAAUUAAAAUGUAUAGUAAAACUAAGGGAUUUGAUAUGGAAAUUUUGACGGAAAGUCCCGAAGAAGGAAAAGAGUUUGAAAUAAAAAUCACAAAUCCAGAACCAUUUGAUGAGUUUUCAUAUGAUAUUGUAUCAAGAGGAGAUAUAAUUCAAUCGGAACGGAUAUUUGUCCCGGAUAACCAAACAACGUAUAUUCUUCGCCUGAAAGCUACAUUUUCAAUGGUUCCCAAGAUAACAAUCUAUGCUCAUCAUAUAAAAAAUAUGAAAUUUGGUGGACAGCUGAAGGAUGUUGUCAUAAAAAGAGCUGUUCAAAAUUCGGUGAGUAGUCUUGCAUACAGUUAAUGCCUUAAUGCCCAGUUUUCAUUUCAAAAUUAC
Molecule: messenger RNA, 591 nt
Organism: Episyrphus balteatus (marmalade hoverfly)
Lineage: Eukaryota; Metazoa; Arthropoda; Insecta; Diptera; Syrphidae
Exons: 3
Coding region: 226-558 (110 amino acids)
Source: RefSeq, a predicted model, not a curated record